UGUUGCUUGUUGUGGGCGGGAGGGAUUUUCGAGUUUGGAAAAAGUGCUGCGGAAAAGUUACAGUAGUGUGGGUGGCUCGGCUGCUAGGAAUUAUCUUCAUUCAGCAUAACAAUCUAAUUUAAGCGCUGUGGCUUUAGUUCGGUAUCAGCAAAAGCUCUCUCCGAAAUUUGCAUUUAUUGCUAGCGUGCGCAGCCACGGUGUGGGAUUGAUAUGGCUGUCACGGUGAAUCAGGUCGUCCCCGUGGCGGUUGGCGUACUGGUGGUCGUAGCCGGUGCCCUCCUCGCCAACUACCUGCUGAAGAAGGACAAAUCCAAGUCCGGCGGUGGCAAAUCCAGCGGCGGCGAUGCCAAGAAGGCGGCCUCGUCCCAGCUGCGUACGCUGAUGGACCCGCAGGAAAAGUACAUGCUUCCGCUGAUUGAGAAGGAGGAGCUGUCGCACGAUACGCGGCGGUUCCGGUUCGGGUUGCACUCGGGAGAGCACGUGCUGGGGCUGCCCGUUGGUCAGCACAUCCACCUGUCGGCGACGAUCAACGAGGAGCUGGUGAUUCGGGCGUACACGCCGGUGUCCUGCGACGAUGACAAGGGCUUUGUGGAUCUGGUGGUGAAGGUUUACAAGAAGGGAGUGCAUCCGAAGUUCCCGGAGGGUGGCAAGAUGUCGCAGCACUUGGAGAGCUUGGCCAUCGGGGACAGGAUUGCGUUCCGUGGACCGUCGGGGCGGUUGCAGUACCUGGGUGGGGGCAAGUUUUCGAUUAAGAAACUGCGGAAGGACCCGGCUCAGAUCUACGAAGCUGAUAAGGUCAGCUUGAUUGCCGGUGGAACUGGAAUUACGCCGAUGUUGCAGCUGGUUCGCGAAGUUCUGAAGAAGGCUGACUCCGACAAAACUCAACUGUCGCUGAUCUUUGCCAAUCAAACCGAAGACGACAUUCUCCUCAAGCCCGAGCUGGACGACCUGGCCGCGCGCUACCCCGAACAGUUCAAGCUGUGGUACACGCUGGACCGUCCCAACCCCGACUGGACCCAGGGCAGGGGCUUCAUCACGGACGAGAUGAUCAAGGAGCAUCUGUUUGCCCCCUCUCCGUCAACGCUGGUCCUGAUGUGCGGCCCACCGCCGAUGGUCAACUACGCGUGCAUUCCGGCGCUCGAGAAGCUGGGCUACCAAAUGGAUCGUACCUUCGCCUAUUAAGAACAUCACCCCCUUCCCAGCCAACCAAGACAUCGAAGAAAAGACACCCCGACGCGUUCACCACACACACAACUGCAUUUUAAACUGCCCGUAACCUCACACGUGCAUGCGUUUUAGCUGACUGGCUUGACUGUUGUUGUCGUUUUUUACUUUGCGCGCGAUCAUCGUUUGGAGGUGUGUUUGUCGCCGUCGCCUGGCCUUAAAGUGUCGUAAUCUACGGUGGGGGAACUCCGCACCCCUCUCAUCACACAAGUACUUCUAACAUCGUCAUAGGGACUCAAUCGGGAAGUGCGGGAAGCGCACCACAAUAAUCUUGAAGAGUUAGGAACUGUUGAAACGCUAAACGUUUUUUAGGAAGUUGUAAUCCAAAUCUACUAGGGCCAAGAUAUUUAUAACUAAUACUAUUAGUAAGGCGCUUGAUGUCGCUGUCCAAGACAAUGAAAUUACUGUUAUGUAGUAAUAUUUAGAUGGGAACGAGGUUCUCGAGAAGGAAUACAAAAUUCCCCUAAUAAAUGUAGUGUAUUCUA
Culex pipiens pallens (northern house mosquito) is the source of this 1709-nucleotide messenger RNA. Its product is annotated as NADH-cytochrome b5 reductase 2. NCBI's taxonomy places the organism in Eukaryota, Metazoa, Arthropoda, Insecta, Diptera, Culicidae. The record is from RefSeq and is a predicted model, not a curated record. Bases 211 to 1182 code for a protein of 323 amino acids. Gene Ontology annotation, cellular component: mitochondrion. The transcript is spliced from 6 exons. Gene Ontology annotation, molecular function: FAD binding; oxidoreductase activity.